AAACCCUAAAACUUCAACGCAAAACAAAACGGUGGCGCUUUAUACCUGCAAAACGAAACACAUUAACACCAUUUCACCUUUCAUCAUAGAAUAGAAUCAAUCAAUUAGGGUUUUCAAUUUCGCAAAAAUGGGGAAAAACCAAAAAACCGAGCUAGGUCGUGCCCUCGUAAAACAACACAACCAAAUGAUUCAACAAACAAAGGAAAAAGGAAAAAUCUAUAAGAAGAAGUUUCUUGAAUCGUUCACCGAAGUUUCUGAUAUCGACGCUAUUAUUGAACAAGCUGAUGAAGAUGUCGAUGAACAACAGCUUCUUGAUAUUCCUCUUCCUCCUCCCACUGCGCUUAUCAAUUUGGAUCAUGCGUCUGGAAGUGAUUUUAAUGGUUUGACGGUUGAAGAAAUGAAGAAGGAGCAGAAGAUUGAAGAGGCUUUGCAUGCUAGUAGUCUCAGAGUUCCAAGAAGGCCAUUUUGGAGUGCUGAGAUGUCUGCCGAUGAGCUUCAUGCCAAUGAAACACAACAUUUCUUAACCUGGCGUCGCAGCCUAGCAAGACUUGAGGAAAAUAAGAAGCUCGUCCUUACUCCAUUUGAGAAAAAUCUUGAUAUCUGGAGACAGCUCUGGAGGGUUGUUGAGCGCAGUGAUUUGCUUGUUAUGGUUGUUGAUUCAAGAGAUCCACUGUUCUAUCGCUGUCCUGACCUUGAGGCUUAUGCAAAGGAAGUUGAUGUGCAUAAAAACACAUUGCUUUUGGUUAAUAAGGCAGAUCUUUUACCUGCUUCUGUCAGAGAGAAGUGGGCAGAAUACUUCCGUGCUCAUGAUAUUCUCUUUAUCUUCUGGUCAGCUAAAGCUGCUACGGCAGUUUUGGAAGGCAAAAAGCUCGGUUCAUCACAGGCUGAUAACAUGGCGAGCGCAGAUAACCCAGACACGAAGAUAUAUGGAAGGGAUGAGCUCUUAGCCCGCCUCCAAUCAGAGGCAGAAGCGAUAGUAGACAUGAGAAGAAGUUCAGGCUCCUCUAAAUCCUCAGAUGACAAUGCUUCUGUUAGUUCAUCAUCGAGUCACGUAGUUGUGGGAUUUGUUGGAUAUCCUAAUGUAGGAAAAAGUUCAACUAUCAAUGCACUGGUUGGCCAAAAAAAAACUGGUGUCACCUCUACCCCAGGAAAAACAAAGCACUUUCAGACAUUAAUUAUUUCCGAAAAGCUGAUCCUUUGUGACUGUCCUGGAUUAGUUUUUCCAUCCUUCUCUAGCUCAAGAUAUGAGAUGAUUACUUGUGGGGUGUUGCCAAUUGAUAGGAUGACCCAACACCGGGAGUGUGUCCAAGUUGUCGCUAAUAGAGUCCCGAGACAUGUAAUAGAAGAGAUUUAUAAUAUUAGUCUUCCUAAACCCAAGUCAUACGAGUCCCAGUCCCGCCCUCCUCUAGCAUCUGAACUUUUGAGAACAUAUUGUGCUUCUCGUGGGCAAACUACUUCUAGUGGACUGCCUGAUGAAACCAGAGCUUCUCGUCAGAUACUGAAAGAUUAUAUUGAUGGGAAGCUGCCUCACUAUGAAAUGCCGCCUGGCUUGUCAACUCAGGAAUUAGCUUCAGAAGAUUCCAAUGAACACGACCAAGUUAAUCCACACGUGUCAGAUGCAUCUGAUAUUGAAGAUUCUUCUGUUGUUGAGACUGAACUUGCACCAAAACUUGAACACGUAUUGGACGACCUUAGUUCAUUUGACAUGGCUAAUGGUCUUGCUUCAAAUAAAGUUGCACCUAAGAAGACCAAGGAAUCUCAGAAGCAUCAUAGAAAGCCCCCGAGGACAAAAAACCGUUCAUGGAGAGCGGGGAAUGCAGGGAAGGAUGAUACUGAUGGGAUGCCAAUUGCAAGAUUCCAUCAGAAACCAGUAAAUUCAGGUCCUCUGAAGGUUUGAUAAGGUCAUACUACUGUCUGGUAUAUGUGCAAUAACUUGUCUGUUAGACCCAUACGUACAUACUUUCUCUGAGGUGAGCCACGUAUAAUUUUUGCAAGGCAUUGCGGGAAUUGAUCACGCAGGCUAUCACUCUGAAGCUCGCCUCGUAAGAGGAAAAAAGGUAUUUGGGAAAAUAUUGUAUUUGCAACGUUUAGUUAUUGUUCUGAUUGUUGGGAUGAAAGUGAUGUAAUAUGAUUGGAAAACAAGUUACCUUGAUUAUCCAGAUUUAAGUGCCCAUGCUUUCUUAUGUUUGUAUGUUAUCAAGAAUAACCGAAACGGUUGAUUUAGCAGUAUUUUUAUUUUAUUUCA
Molecule: messenger RNA, 2245 nt
Organism: Medicago truncatula (barrel medic)
Lineage: Eukaryota; Viridiplantae; Streptophyta; Magnoliopsida; Fabales; Fabaceae
Product: GTPase LSG1-1
Exons: 7
Coding region: 128-1897 (589 amino acids)
Cellular component (GO): cytosol
Molecular function (GO): GTP binding; GTPase activity
Source: RefSeq, a predicted model, not a curated record